Chrysoperla carnea is the source of this 957-nucleotide messenger RNA. RefSeq names its product protein ABHD11-like. Bases 13 to 957 code for a protein of 314 amino acids. The record is from RefSeq and is a predicted model, not a curated record. Gene Ontology annotation, cellular component: mitochondrion. NCBI's taxonomy places the organism in Eukaryota, Metazoa, Arthropoda, Insecta, Neuroptera, Chrysopidae. The transcript has 5 exons.
UAAAUAUCAAAAAUGAUUUUUAUUAAACGUUUUCCAAACACAAAACAUGUAAAUAAUUGUAUAAAAUCAAAAUUUAAAAAUUUACACGUAUCGGUUAACGCCAAAACAGCAGUAAAUUUAGCAUAUCAAGUAAUUCAAAAUGACAAGACUAAAAACUCAUCAGCAAAUCCUAUAAUAAUAUCACAUGGUCUAAUGGGUCAGAGUAAUAAUUGGAAAAGUGUUUCAAAAUGUUUACUUCAGGAUCUCGUUCCAAAUCGAAAAAUAUAUGUAAUUGAUAACAGAAAUCAUGGCGAUAGUCCACACACACCAGACCAUAGUUAUGAAUUAAUGUCCGAUGAUACCGUACAACUUUAUUCGACCUUAGGUUUAACAGAAGCUGUUUUAUUAGGACAUUCAAUGGGUGGCCGAGCUUUUAUGCAUACUGCUUUAACAAAACCUGAAAAAGUAUCAAGCUUAAUACUCGUCGAUAUUUCUCCAAUUAUUGAAGGAGAUGAAGUUAAAACUAUAUUGGCUGAUCCUUUAAAUAUUCUUAAAACAUUAGCGACAAUUGAUUUAAGAAAACAAAAAGGAAUUGAGCUACAUGAAGGUCGAAAAAUUGUAGACAAGGAAUUAAAAAAACUUUCAAUUGAUCGUCCCGGACUUAGACAGUUUAUAUUACAAAAUUUGAAACAAAAUCCCGAUCGAAGUUGGAGUUGGAAGAUAAAUAUCCCAACAUUAAUAGAAAAAUAUUCUAAUUUGAAAUUGUUAAACUUUAAAAAUUUUGUUUACGAUAAACCUGUGCUGAUAGUUGCGGGAGAAAAAUCCAAUUUUGUACCAAUAUCACAUAUAGAACCUAUCAAAAAGAUUUUUCCUAAUGUAAGAAUAGAAUUUGUUCCGAAUGCAGGUCAUUUGGUUCAUAUGGAACAUUCAAAACUUUUUUGUGAAAUUGUAAUAGAUUUUCUAGCAAGCCUACACUAA